AUGCGACUGUUCGAUCUGAGUGCGUCGCUGGCCGACCUCGUCCUUGCAUGGUUUUUGAUCCGGCUUGGGAACGACGAGGAGCAAUCUCUGGAUUGGCUCGUCUAUUCCGAAAAGAAGGCUAUGGUGGAUCGUCACGCUGGCGGCAGGGGCCAAUUCGAGAAUCUCCUCUUCUUCUUCUUCCAGAAUGUCAAGAUUUUUGAUCCACCAUCCCCGGAAAGAAUUGAAAAAAUCUGUGCCUGGUUCUACGUUCUACCGAAGGUCGAGUUCAGAGGCAUCGAUAUCACGAGUGCUGUCCGCCAGAUACUUGUGCAUUUCAUAGGUGCGCGAAUUUUACGUUUAUCAUUUGGUGACCAUGAAUGCCUCAAGCAUUUCAUUGAAGACCACUCGCAAAUCUUCCACAACUUUCGACUGUAUCUGCGAUCAAACAUCUACAAUUGUCACAACGUGAGCGCGCUGAUUGGUCGCCUGCUGUUCACUUGGACGAGAACGAGCAAAGGGCAGCGUGAUCACGACGAGCUCAAGGAGCUGUGCAAAUUCACCGGCAACAGUUUCGUGGAGCACGUCAAGUCCACACUCGGCUCAAGCAACUCUUGUGAAGACGAGCGCCAGCUUUUGUUUCGUGCCGCGGCCAGAGUGUUCGGGGAAGAUUUCAGUGGCCAGUUUGUGACCCUGUGCGCGAACUCGCAGUGGGAGGACAAUGCCAAGCUCUUGCAGACAAGCGAGCUUGGAGAAAUCAUGGAGCUGGCGAAGCAGGGACAGUUCCAAGUUGCUAAUCCUCUCCCCAAGAAGGUUGUGACCAGCAGUUGGCUCGGUGAAAUAAUCCUCUACUUGGCCAAUCUGGUUCUCGAGGAUAGCAUGCCAUACACCUUUGAUCGUACAACAUGGAUACAGGAUUGCAGAGUAUUACUUAUCGAUCCCGUCAUAAACCGUCAACACAUGACGCUGUUAUUAACCUCUAGUCGCCGUAAGGAAGGGGUUUACUUGGCUGAGACUGUGACAAAGAAGAUCUGCCAAGAGCUUGGAGCGUGGAUUCACUCCCCAAAGACAGUGAAAAAGCUAGAAGCUAGCUUGGAAGACAUAGAUAAUGCCCUGAGGGAUGUUAUGUUGCGCGCUGCUGGGGGUGAAUUUAGUGACAAGCACGAAACUUUGCUGGCUAAGAUGGCCAAGCUACUUGGAUUUGGAAAAAUGGACGGUAUGUAUGGACUCGCCAGAGCUUAUGUUCUACACGGCAUGCCUGGAAAAGGUGGCGGUGAUGGCCAUCCCAACUCUAAAAAAUCUAGUAGCAUGACCCUUGGAAAGAACAGAAUGGCCUGGCGACGAGGCAUCCCUCCAAGCGCCACGCUCCGUCUCCGCAGCUUCCAGCAGCGUCGACCAUCGAGGGGCUCCAGCAGUGGUGAUUCGAGGUCAUGGGCGGCAGUAAGCGCCUCUGAUCCUGCUGCAAUCUCCACGCUUGCAUCGAUGCGGAUUGCGAGCCCCGUGACUAGCGACUCCAGGCUCGCAUCUAGCGAUGAUCAAAGCUCCGGGAUAGCAGCGAUGCUCAAAGCUAGGAGAGACGUCGUGGCCCUCAGAUGA
Selaginella moellendorffii is the source of this 1572-nucleotide messenger RNA. RefSeq lists its product as uncharacterized. Lineage: Eukaryota; Viridiplantae; Streptophyta; Lycopodiopsida; Selaginellales; Selaginellaceae. The coding region runs from base 1 to 1572 and encodes 523 amino acids. The transcript has 5 exons. The record is from RefSeq and is a predicted model, not a curated record.